AUCUAGUUUCGAACAGUUGACUGUGAAGCGUCGAGUGGAAAGGUCCUAUUUACUCGUUUGGAUAUUUUUGUGUGUCAUGUUGCGAGCGUAUGUCGUUUAUCAUCAUUGCUAACAACAAAAUACCAGAGACUACGACAACGGCGGCUACAGCAAAUCUAAUCGUCGUUAACAGUAAAGAGAGAAAUACACCACUCUUUACGAAUGAGUAAGUGUGCGUGUGUGUGUUAACAAGAAGAAAAUUACAACAAUACAAGUAUAUGCAUAAGUGCAUCGAGAACAACAAACAUCGAAACAAACUGUUACAAUUUAGUGAGAAGUUAAACAGCUGCCCCAAACAACAGCCCAAAGCAUCUUCCGGGAGGGGGUGAGCGAGCGAAGUGACUUGAGUCAAAUUGAGCAAUGAUUGUGCUUUGAUUGAUUUUAGUAUGUGGUGAACUCGAAACGAGAUCGGACGUCAGUGCGCGUUAACAUUUCAAUGAAAGAGAGAAAACAACAGCACAAAGUUUAAAAAAGAAAACAAAGAUAAUAACAACAACAAAUCAAUGAUUUCAUUCACAAUUCUAAAACACAAGAGUUUAAAUCCAAACACCCAAUGAAAAUCAAAUAAACAAAGUGAUUUAUGUUUAAACAAAUUUAAUUUCACACCUAUUUUAAGAGAAAAAAAAAAACGCAGCAAAACAUUGAUUGUACAGUGACUAGUUCGCGGAUUUUUUCGUUCGAAUACUAUGCUCUGUCCGCCUACCAUGCGUCCUGCCAGUCCUGCUGAGUCGGAAAUAUCGGUUGGAGGUGCCCCCAGCCCUUUGCCCCAGGCCCACAAUCGCUCCGCCAUGGAUCUCAUUCAUCAACAACAACAGCUAAUUAUGCAUCAACAUGCUGUGGCCGCAGCAGCCGCCGGCCUCACCAGAGCGGCUGUCGGAGCAAUGCCAGAAGAAUAUUUUCAACCUCUGAAACGCUUGAGAAUGUCAGCGAGUGAAGGUGAGACCAAAGAAAGAUCUCCAAGUCCGGUGCACGAGAGUAAUCACUCCACAACGGGGGCCUCCACAAAGUCCCAUUUGGAAGGGGUGAAAAGUUUCUCCAUAGCCGACAUUUUGGGCCAUGAGAAACAACGGCGCGAAUCUUCAGCUUCUCCACCACCAGCUCCAACCAGUAAUAAGCAUCAUCACACGAACUCCUCUAGUGGUCUGUUGCAACCCCGCACCGAGCCCCUAGACCUAGUGCCGCAUCCGGCAGCGGCAGCUGCCAUGUUAUUGCCCGGUUCCGCUCAUGUUGUAAGGCCAUGGGAUCAUCUGUUGGCUCCAAUGCCCGGCGUCAGGCCCUUUAUUCCGUCUGCCCUGCUGCAUUACGAACAGCGAUUAGCCUUGGAUUAUCACCGCCAAUUGCAGGAACAUUUCAAUGCUCAGGCCCAGCUUUUGCGGCACAUGAAUGGCAUGGACAUUAUACCCUCCGAGAGUGGAAGCGAACGUUCGAGUUCGGCGGCCAGUGACUGUUGUUCACCAGAAAUAGCGAAUCGUUCUUCGACCGAGGCCCAUCAUCCCCGUCAUUCGCCCCAGGGUUCUUCGGAAAGAUCUCAACAGAACAGAGCCGGAGGAACUAAUGGUAGUUCCAGUGGCAAUGCUGCCAAUAACACAGCGGGGAAUUCUGGUGGUGGCAAUGCCGGAGCGGCGAGUAGCAGCGGCAAGCUGAAAAACGAUACACCGUUGGAUGCUCUGUUCCAAAUGACAACCAAAGAUUUUGAUGAGUCCGAUGAAAAGUCCCACAUCGAUCUUUUCUCAAAUCGGCCACAACCCAAAAAAAAGCGCAAGUCGCGCACUGCCUUUACCAAUCAUCAGAUAUUUGAGCUCGAAAAGCGUUUCCUCUAUCAAAAGUACCUGUCGCCAGCCGAUCGUGAUGAGAUCGCCUCUUCGCUUGGGCUCUCCAAUGCCCAGGUGAUCACAUGGUUCCAAAAUCGACGAGCCAAGCAAAAGCGCGACAUUGAAGAAUUAAAAAAGGACUUCGAAAGUGUCAAAGUUUUCUCCGGGCAGAAAUCAUUUCUAGAGAAUGUCAAUGAUCUCAGCAUUUUAAAAAAGAAGCCUCUACAUCCCGAUGCCGUUGUCAUGGAGGGUCUUGCUGCCGCCGCAGCAGCGGGCAUGAUGCCCGGCAUAUCAGGUCAUGCGCCACAUCCCUCAACGGCGCUGCAGGCACUAAGUCCCCAAAAAUGAGGAAAACUUGAACUGAACAAAACCCACAUUAGACGGAUAAACUAUGCUGCACAUUCGGAUCGAAGAAAUCUGAGUACAAUUGGGGGAGCAGUUAUGCCUCAAAAGCUUUAAAAGAAAAUUUCAACAAAAUUGAGUCAAAGGAAUCGUAAAAGUCCAACAGUUGCUGAAACAAAUGCAACUCCAAGGAGACUUUGCUGUCAUCAUUCCAGCAGCGGGAAGAAUGGUUUCUCAGCUCUUGCCCCCCAUUAAAGCAAAGGAGGAACUUUCUUUAUCCUUCCCGCUACACUAUCCUUCCGCCCGCAUGCACUCCUACACAUAAUCAAUUUGGCCUAUAACACAAACACCGCUGGUCCGCGUUUUGAACUGAUAACCAUUUGAUUUGUCCAUAUAUCGUGGUCUGCACUUUGUUAUUUAUUUUUAUAUAUACACACAUACAUAUUUCCCCAUGUGAAUUUUUGUUUUUUUUUUUUUUUAAUUUAGCCUAGGCAAAGAAAGCUUUCAAUUGUGUACAGAAGAGAGAUCAUAGUACUUAAUGUUGUAUAUAAUGUAAUUUAAAAUUUUAAUUUAUUUUAUUCUUUUGUUUGUUAAUAUUAAACCACUCUCCCUUCAUCCCAAUGUAAAAUAUAACACAAAUCAAGAAUCCAAUAGAUUUGUAAGUAUUAAAACAAUGCGUAUUAUUAAUUGUAUUCUAGCAUUUAAGUAAGCCUAAUUGUAUUCUAUAUUGAAAGGCGCAAAAGACGCAACAGAAACAACAAUUAAAAUCAAAUUAUAAAACAU
This is a messenger RNA of Stomoxys calcitrans (stable fly), 2975 nucleotides long. Its product is annotated as homeobox protein vnd. The record is from RefSeq and is a predicted model, not a curated record. The transcript has 2 exons. NCBI's taxonomy places the organism in Eukaryota, Metazoa, Arthropoda, Insecta, Diptera, Muscidae. The coding region runs from base 726 to 2198 and encodes 490 amino acids. Gene Ontology annotation, molecular function: DNA-binding transcription factor activity, RNA polymerase II-specific; DNA binding. Gene Ontology annotation, biological process: regulation of DNA-templated transcription.